GACGAGCUCGAGCCGCCCUAGCAACAGCGUCCAGAGCGCCGCUGCACUUCAACGGUACCACUGUCCUUUAAACUAACGAACUCUUUGACCGCUAGCAAAAACAGCAAGUAUGAAGGGACAGACGCGUUUUCUCCUCUGGCUGCAACUUUUUUCAGCUUGUCUGGUGUUUGGGGUGAACGGUGAUUUCUGUGAGGUGAACGUCUGCAGUAACGGUGGAACCUGUGUGACCGGGGCAGGGUCUCCAUUCAUCUGCAUCUGCCCUGAUGGCUUCUCUGGAGAAACCUGCAAUGAGACUGAGACUGGACCUUGCAACCCCAACCCAUGUAAGAAUGAUGCAAUCUGUGAGGUGACGGGCCACUCACGCCGAGGUGAUGUCUUCAGCGAGUAUGUCUGCAAAUGCCAGCCUGGCUUUGAUGGAGUUCACUGCCAGAACAGUGUCCAAGGGGCAGAUUUAAAUUCGAAAAAAGAUGUAAAUGACUGUGCCGGACAGCCAUGUGAGAACGGUGGUACCUGCAGAGACCUGGAUGGAGAUUUCAAAUGCCACUGCCCUUCCCCUUAUGUAGGAAAACACUGCCAACUUCGCUGUAUUUCUCUGCUUGGCAUGGAGGGAGGGGGCAUCGCCGAGUCCCAUAUCUCAGCUUCAUCAGUCCGCUACAGCCUGCUGGGCCUGCAGCGCUGGGGCCCUGAGCUCGCUCGCCUCCACAACAAGGGACUGGUUAACGCUUGGAGUGCAGCUGCACAUGACAAGAACCCAUGGAUAGAAAUCAACAUGCAAAGAAAGAUGCGCUUCACAGGUAUUGUGACGCAGGGCGCCAGUCGCAUGGGCACAGCUGAAUUCAUCAAGGCCUUCAAGGUGGCCUCAAGCCUGGAUGGCAGAACAUAUACCAUCUACAGAACAGAUGGACAGAGAAAAGACAAUGUUUUUGUGGGGAACAUGGACAAUGAUGGUACCAAGACCAACCUCUUUGAGCCCCCAAUCAUUGCCCAGUACAUUCGCAUUAUUCCUGUUGUGUGCCGUAAGGCUUGCACCCUGCGCAUGGAGCUGGUGGGCUGUGAACUCAACGUAUAUUCAAACACUUCAGGUUGUUCAGAGCCAAUGGGCAUGAAGUCCAGAUUGGUGUCUGAUCGUCAGAUUACGGCAUCCAGCACCUUCCGCACCUGGGGUAUUGAGGCCUUCACCUGGCACCCUCACUACGCCCGGCUGGACAAACAGGGCAAGACGAAUGCCUGGACUGCUGCCACCAACAACCGAUCUGAGUGGCUACAGGUGGACCUUGGGUCUACCAAGAAGAUCACAGGAAUCAUCACACAAGGAGCCAAAGACUUUGGCUCUGUCCAGUUUGUCACAGCCUUCAAAGUGGCCCACAGUGAUGAUGGACAGACCUGGACCAUAGUCAAGGAUGAGACCACAAAGACAGAUAAGAUUUUCCCAGGGAAUAGCGACAACAAUGUUCACAAAAAGAACAUCUUUGAGCCGCCGUUCUACAGCCGAUAUGUCCGCAUCCUGCCGUGGGAGUGGCAUGACCACAUCACCCUGCGAAUGGAGCUUCUGGGCUGUGAUGAGUAGUGCUGCCCGACGUCCACCUCCCCCUACCUCCUUUUGUCUACCUCCUUCCCCUGUGUCUGCUUUCUUCCCCCUUCCAUCCCUCCUUUCUUUCUCCCUCCUGAGCCACACCUGCACUGCCUUGCUCUCAGCACUAGGGGGCAGCAAAUACCAGAGUAGCACACCACGACCUAAACCCUGGCUGGCCGGAGGUGGGAGUUGUUACCCCUAACCACUGUUACCAGAAGCUCAGCGGUGCCCUCUCUUUUUGUUUCCUGAAUUGAUCACUCAUCUUUUCCACCUGAACCAAAUCUGGGAUCAUUUCAGGAAGCAGCUCUGAGGACAUCUCUGAUCCCAUCUGAUUGCAAAAGAAAAGGUAUUGCGUCUGUCAUCCCUGCGUCUGAGGUCAGGGGUAACACGACUGCUGCUGUACCAGUUGGUGCUACCUGGACUCUGAUCUUAGAUCAGUUCUUUGUGGAACACUGAACCUCUAAGACCCACAGCUGGUGAUGUACAUAAGCUCCAUGAAACAGCUUGCACGUGUCCUUUAAAUGAACACUUGAGAGCCCCUCAAGACACACAGAAUAUAUAUUAUCUUUAGAAGGUACACUGAGAUUUAUGGUUGAUUAUCUUCAUCAAAACUCAACUCUUGACAACUAAUAAUUAAUAUAUGAUUAACAGAUUGGCAAGUAACCUGAACUUUGUGGUGUAAUUUCAUUGAGAAAAAUUAGCAAGGAAUUUACUAUUUUAUUUUGCUGGACGAGAAACGUGAGACUAAAAAUCUCAAGAUGUCCCAUGUUUGUGUUACAGUAUUUCAGUAUUUCUCUCCAGUGAUUUGAACAGUCAAGUUUUUAGUUUGUUACCGUUUGUUCAAUUUUUGGGCUGGUUUAAGAGGUUUAAUAUCCAAGGUCUAAACAUAGUAUAGCAGCCAGUAACAGAAGACUGCAAAUCCUUCAUAUAAACUCGUUUUUACUGCAUCUGUGUAUAAAAGUAGAUUCCUGAUUUGGAUGCUUCAAAUAAAGGUACAGUCAUCACAUUAUUUUUUUGCCAGCACAUCCUCAGGUUGUUGUAUCUCUGGGUUUAUUUACAAAAAUCUAGCAUAUAGUGCACUGGUGCUGACAUAAAGAGGAAUGAAAUGUGUCCAAAGUCUCCAUCAUUAUGAACCUUUAGAUUCAGUUUGUGAUGUAAAAGCCUGAGGAAACACCCAGGACGAUAUGUUUUAAACAAAAGAUAAAGAGUUAAAGGUAAUUAAGAGAUAAUUGUUGCAUGAAAGAAAAAAAAUUGACACUUCACUCUUUAUUUGGAAAUAGGUGUUACACAUGCUGCAGUCAGAUGAAAAAACCCAGUCUUAGAUCAUUCAGAAAAGGAUUUCACCUUUGAUAGCGAUUAUUUUAGUCUGCAGUUAUUGCAGUUAUUCAUAUGUUAUUAGCUACAGCAGAUAUAUGUGUUAUUUUCAUAAAUAAAUCACAUUUAUAAUCAGCUUAUAAAAAUCUCAGAUCUGGAUCCUUCUCUGGGCACAAAUCAUUUUUUAACCUAUUGAUAGCUAUCAGUAUAUUAAACAUUGAACUCAUGUUUUACUGGAUUAAUAAUGUUAAAUAGUAAUAAAUUAAAAAUUUGUAUGUAUUACCAGAUGCAAGCUUUAAACUAAAUGGAUGUCAUCUCAGGUCAAAGCAGCUCUGCUCCUAAUGCUACUGAACGCUCCUCUUUCUCCCACUCAAUUGGCUGUACUUCUAGUCGUGUUCACUCAG
Messenger RNA from Archocentrus centrarchus (flier cichlid), 3291 nucleotides. RefSeq names its product milk fat globule EGF and factor V/VIII domain containing b (gene mfge8b). Gene Ontology annotation, molecular function: signaling receptor activity; calcium ion binding. Gene Ontology annotation, cellular component: plasma membrane. The coding region runs from base 110 to 1567 and encodes 485 amino acids. Lineage: Eukaryota; Metazoa; Chordata; Actinopteri; Cichliformes; Cichlidae. The transcript has 11 exons. The record is from RefSeq and is a predicted model, not a curated record.